UUAUCUUAACCCCACUGAUCAAGAGUAACAGAACCAGCGAAGCACUAUCUGCAUCAAGGAGAACGAUUACAGAAACGAUCCAGUGAUACUAUGGCUCCAUGGAGGACCGGGACUAAGUUCUAUGGUAGCUUUGUUUGUACAAAACGGUCCCUUUAAAUUAACUAGCAACAAUAGCGUACAAUUUCGACAAGAAUCCUGGACCAAAAAUCAUUCCGUUCUAUAUAUUGACAAUCCUGUUGGAACUGGAUUCAGUUUUACCCAAGAUGAUGCUGGAUUUGUUCGUGACGGAAACUCAACGGGGGCAGACAUCUACGAAGCAUUGGUGCAAUUCUUCAAACUGUUUCCUGAACUUCGGAAGAACAAAUUUUUCAUGGCCGGCGAAUCUUAUGCUGGAAAAUUUAUUCCAGCUGUAAGUCACGUUAUACUGGAAAAAAAUCCCAAAGCUGAAGUCCCAAUUAAUCUCGUUGGAGUGGUAAUUGGUGGUGCCAUCUGUGAUCCAGUCAAUCAGCUGUACUACGAUGAGUAUUUAUACCAGAUAGGACUGAUUGACCUGAACGGUAAGACACAAUUUAGAGAACAGGAAGAAGAAAUAAUUUCUUUAAUAAAAAACGAACAGUGGUCUCAAGCAUUGGAUGCAUAUCGUCUACUUAUCAAUGCCAAUCUGACCACGGCAACUCUGUUUAUGAAUCUAACCGGCUUUACUAGCACCUUUAACUACUUGGUUCCAAACAAUACAGGAUUGCUAAGCGAAAUAGGUCGUCUCAGUCAAUACCUACAAAAUCCAAACGUCAAAAAUGCAAUCCAUGUGGGUAAUUCUAGUUUUAAUAUCAUUAACAACACCGUUCAACUGAAACUAACGGAUGACUAUAUGAAAUCUAUCGCACCUUGGUUGAGUGAGCUGAUGGACAACGUGCAAGUUCUAAUUUACAGUGGACAAUUGGACAUCUUAUUUCCGUACAGUCUUGUGGAGAAUUACCUGAGACAGUUGACAUUCAAAGAUGUACAAUUGUACAAAAACGCAAAAAGGGAAAUAUGGCUUGUUGAUAACGAGGUGGCCGGAUACAAAAAACACGCGGGAAAGUUUACAGAAGUUUUGGUCAGAAACGCCGGUCAUCUGUCUAUAGUGGAUCAACCUAAAUGGUUACUUAACCUAAUUAUGAACUUUACACAUUCGUAAAUAUGUUUGAAAUUUUAUAAUUUCUAUUCAAAAACAUAAUUGCAAACAGUAUUGCAAUGAAGUUUAAACGUUAGUAAUAAUUGUAACUGUAAGUAUUCGGUUAUACGUAAAUAAGUGGCAGAAUUAAUAUGCUAGUUGUUGGAUCGUAUAGUCCAAAUAAACGCAAAGAUCCAUACGUUUCGUUGACAACUGCCGCCGACAUCUUCAGAGGA
Molecule: messenger RNA, 1389 nt
Organism: Agrilus planipennis (emerald ash borer)
Lineage: Eukaryota; Metazoa; Arthropoda; Insecta; Coleoptera; Buprestidae
Product: venom serine carboxypeptidase-like
Exons: 2
Coding region: 122-1177 (351 amino acids)
Biological process (GO): proteolysis
Molecular function (GO): serine-type carboxypeptidase activity
Source: RefSeq, a predicted model, not a curated record